Molecule: messenger RNA, 639 nt
Organism: Miscanthus lutarioriparius
Lineage: Eukaryota; Viridiplantae; Streptophyta; Magnoliopsida; Poales; Poaceae
Source: the annotation of a GenBank genome assembly
AUGGAGGGCUGCUCCAAAACGAGUGCCGACGCGGUGCCCGUCCUUUCCGACGACCCCCUAGUGGAGAUCCUCUCCCGCGUCCCUGCCAAGUCUGUCUGCCGCUUUAAGUGCGUCUCCAAGGCCUGGCGCGACCUCAUUGUCGACCCUGACAACCUGAUAUCCGUGCCUCUGGACAUCUACCCUUCCUUCUCCUUCCUGGCGGAAAUGACUGGGGUCGAGGCCUUCAUCUUGGAUUCCUACAACGGGCUUAUCCUUUUCGGGCACCGUCAGGAGCCAUUUGAUCCCCUUUACUAUACCGUGUGCAACCCGACCACAAAGCAGUGGUCAGCUGUGGCCGCUUAUGGUUCUGGUGAACCGGAUUAUGAUACACAGGAAUGGGUGUUGAAGAACACUGUGGACUUUAACUCUUUGGAUGUCUUUGGAGAAAUAAGAGACUUGUCAGAGUUUAAAGCGGUUGACAUUCAUCAAGACUGUAAUGUUGUUUUCUUUCUUCAGGAGUCCUGUAAGCUGACAGCAUACGGCAUGGACCAUAAGGAAGUGAGUGUCAUUGCGACUUUCGAAGAUCACAAAGACCCGUGUGAUUUUGCUUGUUACGUUCCCUAUUUCUCAGAAUCCCCAGAUCUCACAAAUAAGUACUGA